This is a messenger RNA of Spodoptera litura, 2762 nucleotides long. RefSeq names its product venom carboxylesterase-6. NCBI's taxonomy places the organism in Eukaryota, Metazoa, Arthropoda, Insecta, Lepidoptera, Noctuidae. The record is from RefSeq and is a predicted model, not a curated record.
CACGGUCUAUAGCGGAGAGCGCGCGUGCGCUGUGUUAAAAAAAGAAAAGUGUAUUUGUGUGUGUAUAAACAUGUUCGUGCAAGUUUUGUUUGUGUCUUUCCUUGCGGCGUAUGCGCAUGGUUUGCAAGUGAAUACUACUGAGGGUAUUGUUGAAGGAUCAAGAGCAGUUGAUGGCGAUUAUUUUGCGUUUUACGGUGUUCCGUACGCCGGGCCGACGUCUGGGCAAAACAGGUUUAAGAUGCCGAUGCCCCCAAAACCAUUUCCUGGAGUGUUUCGAGCCACCGACAGCAACAUAUUUUGCGCCCAACCCUCCUCCCGAGGCCUCAUUGGAACCGAAGACUGCCUGACAUUGAGCAUCUUCACAAGAAAUGUCACUUCACCAAAACCAGUCGUCGUCUUCCUCAACUCUGAUGAGUACACCAAUACAAACAACCAACCCAUGUCCUACAGAAGAUUUGUGGAACAAAAUAUUGUUUUCGUGACUAUGAAUUUCCGAUUGUCCAUUUUCGGAUUUCUUUGUCUCGGCGUCCAAGAAGCACCUGGUAACGCAGGCUUAAAAGACGUACUUCAAGGACUCAAAUGGAUUAAAUCAAACAUUGCGAACUUUGGAGGAGACCCAAAUAAUGUUAUUCUAAUGGGGCAUGCGUCUGGUGGUGCGCUGGUCGAUCUCCUCACGCUGUCUCCUCAAAUUGAGAAUCUAGCGCAUAAAGCUAUAGUACUCAGUGGUUCUGCGUUAGCUCCAUGGGCUGUAGGUUACGAUCCUGUUGGAUACGCCAAUCUAUUGGGAACAAAACUUGAGUACGACCACAAAACUCCCGAAGUAUUAGCACAACGUCUAAUCAAUACGGACAUUAAUGUUUUACACACUGCAUUGAAUGACUUCAAGUUCUUUAAUAACACGCCAUUGUUCGCUCCUUGUGUGGAGAAUCCGAAACUUAGUCCAAACCACACAGUUCUUGGUGACGCUCCUAUCAACAUCCUGAGAUCAGGUAAAUACGUUCAGAUUCCCGUUAUUUACGGUUACACCAACAGGGAAGGAACUAUGAGGGCUGAAGAGGCUGACUUUGGAAAUUGGUUGACUUUAAUGCAAACCAACUUUACCAGUUUUCUGCAGGUUGAUUUAAAACUAGCCAAUAACAAAACUGCCGUGGCAGCAUCCAUCCGUGACUUCUACUUUGGAAGCAGUGCAAUCAGUAUGGGAACUAUUGAAGACUUUUUGGAUUAUCAAGGAGACACGCUAGUCCUCGUCUCUACCAUCAGAGUAGCUAAGGAAAGAGCUCUAACUUCUAAGAGCGAAGUGAGAUUAAUGGAAUUUGCUUAUCUGGGAACCCUAAACUCCAAUUGGAUUCACAACCAGAUUCCUCUGAGUGGGGCAGCGCAUGGAGCCUUCCUAAAUUAUUUGUUCGGGUAUGACCUACGUCCUGCUGAUGAAGCAGUCAGCAGGGCACUCGUUGGACGUGUGUCAGCCUUUGCUUACAAUUGGUCAAACAAUACAUGGGCAGCCGUUACAAAAGACUCCACAAAUUACCUCUACUACGGUGGUAAUGGGGCUCCAACGGCCAACAACACUUCUAUCUACGUGGAGGAACCCAGGUUCAACCCCCAUGUCCAGCGCAUGUCCUUCUGGAACAACCUUUAUGAGAAGUUCUAUGUUGCUCCUACGCAGCCUAGUUCCUCAAAUAUUAUUGUCAGUUCUUUAUUAUUUAUUAUGCUCUGUCAGAUGGUAUUGCGUUUGUAUUAAGUUAGAGUAUUGCCAAUGUUAAAAAAUCGACUGUCAUAUUUUUUGUAAAUGUGAGAAAAUUAGACUUUUUGUUCAGGUCCGUGUACAAAGUGUUAUUUGUUCAUUGCAAACCAUUAACAUUGGAGUCAACAAAGUUAUGAAGUAAAUUUAUAGAUAUCAUGGUAUUAGGUAUGUGAGUGAUGUAUUCAUGAUGCAAAAAAAUAAUCACUAGUUUUCCAUAUUUUUGCUUAUUUGAACAAAGAACUACAUUUUCAGACAUCAUCACUUCUGUAAAAACUUAUUUUAUUGUAUUUACAUGCCAAUGCAGCUAACACGAAGGUCAGGUCAGGUCAAGGUCUGUCUUUGAUUUAUCGACAAAUAGUUGUCACAAGUAUUUUUGUCGCCAUAUUUAAUUAAGUAAAUUAGGUUCUAAGUCAAUCUUUAAUUAAGGAAAGUGAUUGAAAGUGUGUACGAAGUGGACAUAUUGAAAUAAACGUAAAUUAUAUUGAAAUAAGAACCAAUAUCGUAAAUAAAAUAUCUGUCUAAGUAUUGCAAUAAAAAAAGAAAGAGUAUAUAAUCACAUUUAUUUUGUUAAAGUAGAAAAGAUUAAACUUAUAAACUUCAUCAUUUAACCGCUUUAUUGAUUGAAAUUUCAGAGUCAAAUGUGUGUGUCAGUUAGUAAAUGUCGACCUCAUCGUUCGCUUGAUAAAAUUGACGUGUAAAAGUGCUGCCUUGUAGCCUAUUUGCAGAAAUAAAUUCACUUGUUUCACUUGUGUAUAAGGGUCUUUUUUCAAAAUACCGUAGAGACUGAAAUUAGACUCGAUAUUAGUCCUAUUAAAAUGAGAUUUAAUAACAUCACUUGUAAAAAUGUAACGUAAGUAGGUACUAUGUUUAUAUUAUUAACGAAUAAGUUAUUAUUACGCAAUGUAUGGAAUGACUCCAAGUCAAGUCAAGAGUGAUGUGGCUAAGAGCUAUAUUCAUAGAUAUAAUAAAGAAUAACUGUUUUAUAUAUUUGACUCGUUGACCGAGUGGUCGCAAAUGC